Lolium perenne is the source of this 2266-nucleotide messenger RNA. RefSeq lists its product as uncharacterized. The record is from RefSeq and is a predicted model, not a curated record. Lineage: Eukaryota; Viridiplantae; Streptophyta; Magnoliopsida; Poales; Poaceae.
AUGGUCAUGGAGGUAAAUCUCCAUGCUGCAUCCCUGUGGGACGAGGUCGAGGACGAUGGUGUGUCCCGUCGCGAGGACAAGCAGGCCCUGGCGACGCUGCUCCGCUCUACCCCGCCCAUGAUGCAUCUGAUGCUGAUCGGCAAGGGGUCGGCGAAGGCUGCAUGGGCGGCCAUCAAGCUGCAGAACCAGGGGAGUGAUCGUGUGCGCGAUACGCGUGUGCGACGGCUCCGCACCGAGUUCGAGACGAUCGCCUUCAAGGACGGCGAGCGCAUCGACGAGUUUGGGAUGAGAAUCUCGAACCUCGCCUCGACCUUGCGCUCCUUCGGCGACGUCGGGAACGACGAGAAGAUUGUAAAAAAAUUUCUUUUAGUUGUGCCAACUCGCUUUGUACAGAUAGCACUCUCCAUUGAGAUCCUACUCGAUCCGGCCACCAUGACUGCCGAGGAAGUGGUCGGGCACCUGCGUCCGGUGGAGGAGCGCGUGGACGGCGAUCAUGGCCUGGCGGGAGGACAAAUUCUCUUCACUGAGUAACAGUGGGAGGAAAGGAAGAAGUUGGGCCUCAGCGGAGGCUCUGGCAGUAGUGGAAACGGCGGAGGCCAUCACCGCACGGACACAAGCUCCAGGCGCAAGGGCGGCCAGGCUCAGCAGAAGCCAGCGACACCACCCGCCGCUGGAGACAACGCCGACCGCGACCUAUGCAGAUACUACAAGAAGAAGGGCCACUGGGCCCGUGAUUGUCGCAAGAAGAAACACGACGAUGCGCAGCGCGGCAUGGCGAACCUCGCCGUCGAGGAUGACGCCGAUCCCACCAUGAGGAUGGCACACGUCAUCGAGGUGACAGAACCUGGAGUGGAGCUCCACACCGCGGCGGCCGAAACAGGCGAAUUCCCUGCCGCAGGCGACACCCCGAUCCGCUCCGGUUCACACUUCCUCUGCAACGAGGAGAGGGCCAAGCUCAAGCCCAUGCACGCCGGGGAUGUCCAGGAUCUGGCAUGGUACCUGGACUCUGGCGCCAUGAACUACAUGACGGGAGACAAGGGCGCCUACGCUAAGCUACACGAAAAGUUCUCCGUCAUGGUGAGAUUUGGAGAUGGCUCGGUGGUCACGAUCUGCGGACGAGGCACCCUCCUGUUCACCAUCGAUCAGUUCUUCCAAAAGAGAACACAUUAAUUGACAAAUAAUCUUUUGGAACCAUCAGUAAUUUACCUCAAUCCUGAUAACAUGUGUUAUCCUGUUAUUUUGCAGUCUUGCAGAAAAGUCAAGUGUGUAUACCUCUUCAUUUUUAUUAAAGUCCAACUUCGUAUGUUCUCUAUCUUUCUGUAAAUGGAAAUUGCAUCUCUACUAGAAAGCCACCAUCUACCUAUUUGAAUUUUUUGCCAUGUGUCUAUAAAAUUAAUGUUGUAGCUAUCCAAAUUAUGGAAGGAAGAAGCUAAUCCUUCUAAUAUUGUCAGGAUUAAAUAUGUGAAAUGCAGGAACAAAAUGAUCGUUAUGUUUCUUGGAGUUGGCGAUCUGAUGUUUAUUUCUUCGUGAUAUUCCAAUUUGAAUUACCGACGGUAGUUGGUCAAGGAUUGAUACUUGGUAGACCAUUCAGUUUGUGUAUCAAUCAAGGACCCUACACUUGAAAAUGUUGAGUUAGCAUUGACUUCAGGAACCAUUGCACAGUUGGUAAUGUAUGCUCUCUCUCCUUGCAUCUGAUGUGAAAUACAUUCUCGUGAUCAUUCUCGAUCGAAAAUUUGGACCGUGACCAACAUGACAUUUUCUCUCUGGGAUGCUCAUACAAGGGAGCUUCUGAAAGUAUUCCGAAUGGAUGGCCAGGUUGAGUCAGCUCAGCUAGAGACACCGCUCAUGCCAGAGCAAACCCAUGGAAUAAGUAGAGGUCCAAGUUAAACCAUCUAAGAAGGAUAAGUCCCAUGGUGGUCCUUUGGACUUCUUCCAUAAAUCUAGGAAUGCCUUAAGCAGCUGAUGCGGUGCGUCGGGUCGCAAUAAAGGGGACAUGACGAAUUGCAUGGAAAGAACAAGUGCCACCAAGUUUUUUGCAUGCAUCAAGGAGAUUUGAGGUCUGUUUAAUCCUUGAUUGGAUGACUUUAUUGUGAUGAUGGCGUCCUCACACCCAACCAAAUGAAGAUAUUUGCAUGGAUAAGCUAAAAGCAUGUGCCCGAAGAUAAUGAAAAAUUUAUAUGUUAGAUUUUUAUCUGUGUUUGUCUGAUGAUUAGAAAUUCAAAGAAUGCAUAUCUUGAUUAGUCAAAAAAUAACAGUUUUUUCGCUU